Molecule: messenger RNA, 1170 nt
Organism: Bacidia gigantensis
Lineage: Eukaryota; Fungi; Ascomycota; Lecanoromycetes; Lecanorales; Ramalinaceae
Exons: 2
Coding region: 1-1170 (389 amino acids)
Source: RefSeq, a predicted model, not a curated record
AUGAGAUCACGCAACAGCCUCGCCUUCUUGCGCACAGAGACAAUCAUUGAUGAGCAGGAAGGUGAGGUAACAGAGAGAAGAGAAGAAGCCUCAAAAUUCUUCCACGAGUCGCUGAGUUGCUUCCAAAUAUGUCUGACAAAGCAGGAAGAACAAUACACGCUCACGCAGCAGGCUUUUUCAUCCCCAGUGACAUCUGCGGCCAGUGAUGAGAAUCAUGAAGAGCAGCAUCUAGAUGAGGAUACCGACGCCCAGGAUGCACAACCAGAUAGCUGGUAUUCUGUCGAGGAGCCGGUGACCAUAGAGACUCUCCUGGACACCUGCAAGGCGCAGCUUGAAACCUUGAAGGCUCUCUGCAGCGUCCAGUCAGGCAGUAGUAGGAAGGAGGUACGCCUUAUAGAGUCGAGCUAUCUGGAUUACCUCGAACCGAAGAUUCUGAAGUAUUCGUCAAAUUCCGAGAAGGAAGCGGAGAUUUCAGUGAUACGAACAGCAUUUGUUGCCGCCCUUGCAUGUGCACGAUUCCGGACCUCAACCACCAAUCUUGAAGUUUUUGAGCACGAAUUCAAUCAGGCCAUCGGAGAGGUAGAACACUCGCCAGGGUUGAACGCUGAUGUCCAGUAUCUCUCGAUAGUAGCCGACGCAAACAUUGAUUUUGACGCUGCUGUUGAGGAGCGGUUGCUGCAUUCGGCAAUCCCCAGUGAGGGGCUGGAAACGGUGAAUCGCUUGCGGUGGAAGCAUAUCACUAAAAGCUUAGAUGAGUACACGAAUGCAUCGAGGCUCCACCGAUUACCAAAUCUUGCUCGCAUUCACCUUUCUCGAGGCGACUGUGAGCUCCUCAGAGCCCGUUUAGCCGAUGAGCCGUUCAAUUACGCCCUGGCCAGCCAGAGCCGGACGACACUGAUCCAAAACGCUGCUGUCUUUUAUGGAGCCGCUGACAAGGUUAUGUCGAACGAUCUUUCUGAUCCAGAAGAUAUGGACGACAAAAUAGAAGUAGGGGUAAAGUUGGCUCUGGUUGCGGGCUUACAAGGCCGACCUGAAGAUUUGCUUGCCCUUCUGCAGGGCAAGCCGCUUGAUACAAGACAAAAGUUGCAGAGCAUGAAAGAACAACGACUUUUAAGUCAAAAGACCUGGUCUAGCAUCGAAGAGAUUCUCAAUCCAGCCGUUGGUUUUUAG